Molecule: messenger RNA, 330 nt
Organism: Pseudomassariella vexata
Lineage: Eukaryota; Fungi; Ascomycota; Sordariomycetes; Amphisphaeriales; Pseudomassariaceae
Product: PHF5-like protein
Exons: 2
Coding region: 1-330 (109 amino acids)
Biological process (GO): mRNA splicing, via spliceosome
Cellular component (GO): precatalytic spliceosome; catalytic step 2 spliceosome; U2 snRNP
Source: RefSeq, a predicted model, not a curated record
AUGUCGCGCCAUCAUCCCGAUCUCGUAAUGUGCCGCAAGCAAUCCGGCAUAGCUAUCGGCCGACUCUGCGACAAAUGCGACGGCAAGUGUCCUGUAUGCGACUCGUACGUCCGCCCCACGACAUUGGUGCGCAUCUGCGACGAGUGCAGCUUCGGCAACUACCAGAACAAGUGCGUCGUGUGCGGCGGCGAGGGUAUUUCGGACGCCUUUUACUGCUUCGAAUGCACCCGCCUCGAGAAAGACCGCGACGGCUGUCCCAAGAUCAUCAAUUUGGGAAGUUCGCGGACCGAUCUGUUCUACCAGAAAAAGACGAAUCGGACGGGGUACUAA